AUGCACAUCAAGCAAAUCAUAAUUCAAGGUUUUAAGAGUUACAAAGACCAAACUGUCACUGAACCUUUUUCCCCUAAGCACAAUGUCAUUGUUGGGCGCAAUGGCUCGGGAAAGAGUAACUUCUUCAAGGCAAUACAGUUUGUCCUCAGUGAUGCCUACACUCAGAUGGGACGAGAAGAGAGGCAGGCGCUUCUUCAUGAAGGUUCUGGGUCUGCAGUCAUGUCAGCCUACGUCGAGAUUGUGUUCGACAACAGCGACGACAGAUUUCCGACUGGCAAGGAUGAAUUAAUCCUGCGACGAACGAUAGGCUUGAAGAAGGAUGAAUACUCACUCGAUCGGAAGAACGCGACAAAAGCAGAUGUGAUGAACCUUCUCGAAUCCGCCGGGUUCUCUCGUUCAAACCCAUACUACAUCGUUCCUCAGGGUCGCGUAACAGCGUUGACCAAUAUGAAGGACUCGGAACGACUAUCUCUGCUCAAAGAGGUUGCUGGCACCCAAGUUUAUGAAGCUCGUCGAACAGAAUCGUUGAAAAUAAUGAAUGAGACCAAUAACAAGCUCCAGAAGAUUGAUGAGCUUCUCGACUUCAUCAACGCACGCUUAGCUGAGCUCGAACAAGAGAAAGAAGAGCUUCGAAGCUACCAGGAUAAGGACAAAGAGAAGCGCUGUCUCGAGUACACUAUAUUCUCUCGAGAGCAAGCAGAGAUAACGUCCGCGCUAGAACAGAUCGAGGACCAGCGCCAAACUGGCUUAGACGGCACGGAUGAGAACAGUGAACUUUUCUUGCAAGGUGAGAAGGAUAUGACACAAAUGACCACUGAAAUCUCUCGCCUGAAGCAGCAGAUGGACUUCUUAAUGGUAGACAAGCGACAGCUUGAAGAGGAGCGGAGAGAUAAUGCGAGAGCACGAGCUCAGACCGAGCUGCAGAUAAAGACUCUUACGGAUGGGCAGUCUGCAUCUCAACAAGCAAAAGCCAAACAUGAUGCGGAAAUGAAACGUCUGCAUGAGGCUAUCUCUGAGCGUGAAAAAGAGCUCACUGAGCUACUUCCGGAGUACAAUAAUCAGCGCCAACAAGAGAGGGAUCUGAAAACAAGGCUCGAUGAAGCUGAAGUAGCACGACAAAGAUUGUAUACGAAGCAGGGCCGCAAUGCAAUAUUUAGGAAUAAGAAGGAACGGGAUGACUGGCUUCGGGACCAGAUCAACGACGCGUUCACGUCGUUGUCCAAGGUCAAGGCCGUCAAAAUGCAGACGACCGAGGAAAUAGCACAGCUUGAGAAGGACAUAGCGAUCGCGGAUCCUGCUAUAGAGAAGCUCCAAAAUCAGCUUUCUGGUCGGGGCGACGCUGUAUCAGAGCUCGACCAAGAGAUACAGGCAGCGAAAGAGGCGCGUGACCGGCUCAUGGAUAACAGAAAAGAACUUUGGAGAGAGAUGGCUAAGACUGACACCGUGGUCGCUAGUGUCAAAGAUGAGCUGGCACAAGCCGAGCGCCAGCUUUCACAUAUGAUGGACAGUAAUACCAGCCGAGGCCUAGCUGCAGUUCGCCGUAUCAAGAAGCAAUACCAGCUUCCGGGCGUUUUCGGUACGUUAGCGGAGCUGAUCGAUGUGCCGGAGAGGUAUCGUACGGCAGUUGAAGUUAUUGCAGGAAACAGUCUCUUUCAUUGUGUUGUCGAUAAUGAUGAGACAGCUACCAAAGUGCUCGACAUCCUGAAUAAGGAGAAAUCUGGCAGAGUCACUUUCAUGCCUUUGAACCGCCUAAAGCCAAAAAUUCCAGCUUACCCGCAGGCACAAGACGCCAUUCCCCUUAUUUCGAAGGUUCAGUUCGAAAAGCAGUACGAAAGGGCCGUGCAGCAGGUGCUCGCCAGUAGUAUUAUCUGCCCAAACUUGACCGUGGCAUCUCAGUAUGCCCGCAGCCACCAUCUCAAGGCUGUCACCCCCUUCGGAGAUACGGUGGAGAAGCGUGGCGCGCUCACGGGUGGUUUUCAUGACCCUAGGUCGUCCAGAUUGGAGGCCACUCGUAAUGUUAUGAGGUUGCGCGAGGAAUUGGAGACGAGCCGAGCUCGGGAUGGGGAGAUUGAGAGAGAGGUGCGACAGCUAGACCAAAGAAUAACCAAAGCAGUCGGAGAACUACAGAAGCUGGAGCAGCAAAAGCAACAACUACAAAGCAAUCAUGAACCUCUGAAAGAGGAGCUCAAUAGCAAGCUUGCCUCUCUCAGGAACAAACGGCAAAUCCUGGAGCAGAAGCAGCAAGCGAAGGCCACCAUCGAGUCGAACGUCAGAGCCUUGAGCGACCAGCAGAACGCGCACGAAGCCGAGCUUGCCACAGAGUUUAAAAAGGCGCUUACUGAGGCAGAAGAGAAUCAGCUUGAACAGCUCACUACCACAGUACAGAAUCUUCGAGAGGAGUACGUGUCUCUCUCUGCCACUCGAAGCGAGCUUGAGGUACGCAAGUCAGUCCUCGAAGUCGAGCUCAACGACAAUUUAAGGCCUUCGCUCGAGCAGCUACAAUCUGAAGACCUUGACCGCGAAGGGGAUUAUAGCGAUAAAGGGACCCUCAAGGAGCACCAGCGUGACCUGAAACGCCUGACGGGUGUUGGCGAUGCCUUGUCUCGACGUUUGAAUGAGAACGAGACUUCAUUAGAAAGUUCUGCUUCUGAGAUUAGGAAACUUGAAAAUCGAAUCGCAGAGACAAGGAAGAAACAAGAAGACCUCGCAAAGACUAUUGAGAAACAACAACGAAGGAUGGAGAAAUCAACCCAGAAGAAAAUGGCAUUGCAGACUCAAUUGCAGGCUACUAGUGAUGCUAUCCGUGGGCUUGGCUUGCUGGCUGAGGAUGCUUUCAAGAGCUACAAGAACCUUGACUCCGCCACGGUCAUGAGGCGGUUGCACAAAACGAACGAGUCGUUGAAGCAAUUUAGUCAUGUGAACAAAAAGGCUUUUGAGCAGUACAAUAGCUUUACCAAGCAAGGUGCGGAACUUCGCGACCGGAGGAAGGAAUUGGAGGAUAGCCACAAGUCAAUUGAGGAUCUAGUGGAGGUUUUGGAUCAGAGAAAAGACACUGCAAUUGAAAGAACCUUCCGUGGGGUGUCGAAAGCGUUCGCUAGCGUUUUCUCAGAAUUGGUUCCUGCAGGUCGCGGAAGACUCAUCAUCCAGAGGAAAACCGACCGCUCCACAGCCCCGGACGACGAAGAUUCUGAGGACGAGCAAGCCCGAAAAUCUGUAGAGAACUAUACCGGCGUAGGAAUCAGCGUCAGUUUCAACAGCAAACACGAUGAUCAGCAGCGGAUCCAGCAGCUUUCAGGAGGUCAAAAGAGUCUUUGCGCACUUACUCUCAUCUUCGCCAUCCAGGCUUGCGACCCUGCACCAUUUCACCUUUUCGAUGAGAUCGAUGCCAACCUCGAUGCUCAGUAUCGAACAGCAGUAGCACAGCACCUACAGUCACUAUCACAAAAUCGAGAAGAUGAACGGGCCAGCCAGUUCAUAUGUACAACCUUCCGCCCAGAGAUGUUACUAGUCGCAGAAAAAUGCUAUGGUGUGAGCUACAAAAACAAGACUAGCAGCAUAGGUCUAGUUUCUAAAGAAGAGGCUUUGAGCAACGAGUUCGAUCUCAGAGAUAGACACGAUAUCGUCACUCCCAUCACGACAUUCAGCAAAGCAAACACGACGCCUGUCCCCAAAAUACAACUCCCUGCAGGCUACCGGGAUUUCGCUAAGUUCAAGAACGCCGCUUAUGAAGUUUCUCACAGACUCUUCCCAAGCUUUGAAUCUCGACUCAGGUCUUCGGCAAUAGCUGCGUUGCUCAAGCGUGUCGUAGAGAUUAAUAAUGAUUCCGGGUAUGCCAUGAGUCGUCUAGGCUUGGAAGACGAUUACGAUGCAUAUACGGAGCGAAUAGGUAUGGACCGGGACGACGAAGUAGCGGCAAGGAGGCUCGACGAGAUCAGUCACCAGUGUGCAGAAAUGCUGUUCGAACACGGUGCCCUGAGAGCUGUGCGUGCAGCCGAAGCGCCUUGCCCUGCUCUUACUCGAAACAUCUACCGUACUCAUACGCGUAGCAGGUGGGACGCUGGAGUACUCAACGCCGAUAAAAAUGCUGUUGUGCCGUCUCAGAGAUCUCAUGCUUUGGAUUACCUGAAUGAUAAGAACGAUAUGUGGGUGCCUCGCAGGGUCGCGGAGCUUGAGUUCAAUACGGACGGGAACUCAGUCAAAGAAUUAACGGGUCCUCGAGUAGAUUUUGUCUAUCCCGACUAUAAACCUUUUUCGGGUUGGUGGCCAACAGGAAGCAUGAAAGGCCACGGAGAAGUAGUCCAGGGUAGCCACAUGCGGGUGACUCGCAAGAUCGGGGCACAGAUGUCGUGUGGCAUGCAGCAAGGCACGUUCCUUUCCUAG
Endocarpon pusillum Z07020 is the source of this 4380-nucleotide messenger RNA. RefSeq names its product Chromosome segregation protein sudA. Gene Ontology annotation, cellular component: chromosome. Bases 1 to 4380 code for a protein of 1459 amino acids. Gene Ontology annotation, molecular function: ATP binding; double-stranded DNA binding; ATP hydrolysis activity. Lineage: Eukaryota; Fungi; Ascomycota; Eurotiomycetes; Verrucariales; Verrucariaceae. Gene Ontology annotation, biological process: mitotic sister chromatid cohesion. The record is from RefSeq and is a predicted model, not a curated record. The transcript is spliced from 7 exons.